UUGCAAAACUAUUGACAAUCUGCAAUUUAUAUAAAAGAGUUGUAAAAGUAUUGGUAUGGGUUUAUUUUGUUAAGUUUAGCUUUAUUUUAUGGUAUCAUGCUCGGUUUGGAUUACUUAGUACAUAGCAAAUGUUAUUUUUCAAUUUUUUAUGCUUGUUUUACCUGAUGGUGCUUAUUGACAGCCACACAAUAUCUAAAAGUAUCGCAAAAGACGAUGAAAUUAUAAAUGUAGUCGACAGUAUACAUGAUUUAGAAAAUGACAAAGAACAUGAUGUUAAACAAAAUAGAUUUCACAUCAGGAACGGAUACCAGGAGGAGCCCCUCAACUUCCACAAGUCGUGGACACCCAAAUAUACCAAGUUAGAUACGUCCCUGUUGGCUUCCGAUACUGUUAAUGUAACUAAGUACGUGCAAGUAACGGGUAAGAGCAAUCAAGCUAUAGUAACUAAAUCGCAUAGAAAAGGUUUUUUCGAAAGACUAUUGGAUAGACUAAAAGGAAAAAAAAAGAAACAAUUCAUUUCCAAUGACAUGAUGGCACGAAUCCGGAUACAAAGCACUGCGCCGCGAGCCCAGAAGCACCCCCUGCUGCUGGCUGAGAAAAGAGAUAACAUUACUAAAGACAUUGACAAAUCUUAUAUGCUGCUCAAACAACGAAGCAAAAGAAAGACGCGACGCUGCAGAUUAUUCAAACGACAAGAUGAUUCUGUAAGGAAAACGGCGCGAAAAGUUAUAAACUAUGACAGCUCUAAUAAAAGUUGCACCAGUACUGAUAUAGCACCUGUUGUUACUGAUAAAUUAAAAAAAGAUAAAAGACGUUGGUUAAACGAUAACUACACAUGGAGAAAUAACUUUCCGUUCACGACGAUGAGGCCGAGCCAACAGACGUUCACACACGGCGAGGAUUUGUCUUUAACAGAGUUAACAACUAAAAUAGAACAUUUAAAAGAAAUAUAUAACAUGAAAACGGAUCCCUACACAAAUUUAAUGUCUGUUAUGUUGAAUCCCAACGGGGCGUACAAUUUUAAUAAAUAUACAACACCGCUAGCCGAGGAGAUGGACAACAAAUACAUGGUUGAAACAUCCGAAAUCGAAGCUAUAUUGAAUAAUAUUAAAAUGAACGCAAUCGAGACAAUUACGAAAGGAUUCGUCACCGAGCUCGGCAUCAUUCCGUUCUCUUAUCGAAGUACUAAAUCUGCGAAAUUUAAAAAUAAUAUGAAACGCAACUUAAAUACGAGUAGCAACAUAUCGAACUAUGUUAAUGUGGACGAACUGAAGAAAACGUUAACAAAGGUAAAAAGUCAAUUAUGUAAAGAAAUUAAAGUUAGUGAGGGUGUUAUAAGAAAUGAAACUAAGUAUUGGUAUAACAAACUAAGAGGCUGCAGCGCGCACAAUGCCGCUCCCGCUAAUAAAACUAGUAACAGAAAUAUUUUUAUUGAUUACGAUAUGUUUAGAAACUCUCCAAUGCGUUAUAAAAAGUUCUCAGCGAUAAACAAUACCGGAAGCCCUCGUGACGUAAACGACACCUCUACGCAACCUCCCGAUGACGAUGAUUAUGACCUGAUCACUAAGUCUGAAUUGCUAUUAAAAGAUUUAUACCAAGAACACCCCAUGUUAUUUUCCACAUCUAAAAGCGGUGGUCAAUACUCCGAGCACAACACUAAGUCCAGUAGAAAUGAAAUAGUUUUAACUAACUUGCAGAGAAAGACGUCGGAGGAUGCGGCGGGCUAUGGCGCGGCGGUCGACACCAGCCGGCAAGAGGAGUACGAAAACGAAGUAGACAACGAUAAGCCCCUUGAAAAUAUGGAAAUCAAUACUCAACCGGCUAAUCCUUUGACGACCGAGUUUAAAGAUUUGGCAGAAAAAUUAUACUACAACGAUUACGUGAAUGGCUACAAACACUACCUGAAGUUUCAACAGGAACAAGGCGUACAAAAUUACUCUAAUUUAGUGCGGUACCAGGCGCACAGACAUCAUAGCGUCGACGACAUCGGCAAGUUCAUUCUGAACAAGCUGCCGACGGUACCAAAGCGCGACAAGAGGGCGUUCAACGACGCCGCAGAGACAACAGAGGAUCAAGACAUAUCGACGAAGAGCGAGGAAUCUUGGUUCAAGAAGCAUUUUUAUGUAUUUAUCGAUUCCGGUCAGCCGAAAAAGUAUCAUUCUUCGCAGACUGUAUCGCUAAGGCCUUUAGUUACAACCAAAAACAAGUUCGAAUCGUCUCGAUCCAGCUCCAAUGUUAUGAGCGACAACGAUAACCUGAUAGCCACCACCGAUCAGCAGAGGCAGAGCGAGGACGCGGACUUGGACCAGCUGGCGAACGUCUUAAAAAUGUACAAAACUCAAACAACAUCAGCAAUGGAGAAAGUUUUAAAGCACGGUCUGAAGAUGGGAUGUGAGAGCAAUAAUAUAGCCGAAAAUGUUAACACAAAACUUUAUGAUAGGGAUGAAAAAUAUGAUGAUAAAUAUGAUAAAAACUCGACUACAGAGGUCAACAUAGACUUGCUGCUAGAAAGUGUUUUGCACAGACCAGUCCGGAACUUACAUAAUGACGUUCCCGAUAAUGAAUACCAACUGUAUCGCAGUUAUUUACCAGAUCUCGAGUUGGACGCCUUGAAAGAGUUGUCGUCGGAGCGGUCGCGGAAAUUGAAAAAGAAAUCGGGGAAGUACGCAUACGUGGACCUGAACGUGGUGACUCAGCCGACAGCCGUCGUCAACCUGAGGAACACCGGACACGACAGCAAGCUAAGAAAGUUUUUUAACCGUCUUCGUUUUCGAUUUCACAAAAACAAGAGCAAUCAAAAGUCGAUACUCAAAAAGCGGGAUUCGCCGCGAACCAUAAAGAGUUUAAAUCCUUUGAAGAAGUUAAAAAAAAUGUUUAACGUGCGAAUCGACGGGAAACCGGACGUAGUUCUGAGUAAAAUGUUCGACUACGAUAUGCUCGACACCCACGUCAACCAGUUCAAGUCUAUGAAGUUCAACAAGCCUCCGCCGAAUCUAGACGAUAUAAAGAUGGAUAUACCGACCGUUAUCCCGGAGUCGUCGAAAUUAAAGAGUUUUACAAAAGAUCUGCCCUUUAAGACCACUGUACCAAAGAAAUUCUUCCCCCACGCAGGAACUGCCGAAAAAAACGAUGUCCCUUGUAGUAAUGAAACUGUGAUGACCGAACCGUGUCCCAUACUGAUGACCACCAAAGCAACUCCGCCGCCCACAUCUACGAUUUACAGAACACUGACCGGCAGCGCAAGAAAUAGACCGGACAUCAACGAUGCUGACUUUAUCAACAUUAAAGUAACAACCGUCAAGACGUUGAACGAUUAUACAACGCCGGGUAUGUACGACUUCGCCGUGUCACCGUACAAGGCUGUCAGAAACAAAAUGAAUGAUAUAAAUCUGAUCAGAAGAUUCACAGCCCUCGUGAGACCUAACAAAAUGGCUAAAGAAAAUCUGCAACGUGUUUAUUUAAGCUCAAUAAAUUCGGACGAUGAAAUAAUCGAUACCAGUAAAUUUAAACACAGCGAAAUAACACACAGCAGAGUACUUCCCACAACACAAUCCCACUUCUUUUCUUAUAUACAAUUAAAUGAUGAUAAUCAGCCUUACAAUAUAGACAACUCGAGCGCCGUCGACGACAACGUGCGUCAGGCGCAGCUCGUCACGAUGCCCUUGUAUGAGGUGUCGCCCAGGAUGAAGAAACAUCGCUUAGUAAGCAGCAAGAGGCGAAAAUACUCAAACUCGAGGAGAAGGUAUCAAACGACGCCCAAUUACCUCAAUGAUUUAGAAAUGUGGCACAACGAUAUUUUAGACUCUGAUAAAUAUACCACUUGGCAAAAUAUACUAAAGAACAUACAACAGCCGUAUAUGUACAAGCCCCCCGAUAUGAUGGCCCUAAAAAGUGAGCUACACAGGCUGGACAAGCUGCUGGACAUCAGGAGACCGGUGGGUGGGGAGAAGUUGAAGAGUAAAAUUAAACAGUUUGAUCAGGCGACCCAAAUUAACAAAACUUGCCCCAAGAAAGCGGAAACGAAUGAAGAGUUUUUGAUUAAAAAAAUGGAAAAGAGUUUUGGUGACGAGAAUCAUAAAAUAAAACGUCGUAACAUUCCCAGCGGCGAGAUGCAACCGUUGACUCGAAGCGAAGUACGUCUAGAAGUGCCCGGACUACUGAGCACGCAGUACCGCGGUAUUCUGCAUCCUAGUUUUUUCGUAACGCACAGCGUUCAAAUUGAGGAUCCUGCUAAAAGCAAGUCUGAUCAAGGUAAUUCAAAUGGGAAAGAAAGCGCCACCGCUUCGGACAUUAUGUCGUUCGACACCACUUUGUUGGCUUAUGAUGAUAGCGUAAAUAUAUUAAAAGAAGUUAGAGACGAAACGACUACAAAGGCUCCACACCAUGUCUUAUCUCCUGUCAACAUCCUAACAAAACUACACAAGGUUCCCGAGCAACACUUCUCUACGCCUCUACCGAUGAGGAAUGAGGAUUUUGAAAAUUUCCUUCGAGAUAACAACAUCGAUGUAAAGUCAGUCACCUCUCCUGUUUAUUUUCCCUCGCCCGAAGGUUUCAAGACUGAUCUGCAAGCGAAAGGUUCCGUUCUAUCAUUAGAUCCCAUUAUGUACAACCAAACGACAGAAGGCGUUCAUGUGCUGGACCCGAAGAAUGCGACCCAAGGCACGAAUCGAAGUACCGCUGCAACGCCUAAGAAAAAAAUGGGUAGGUAUAAUAAUAAUGAAUUGGCAACAGAAAUAGAAAAUAAGUAUUACCAUGGAUUCACUGCCGACAUUAAAAAUAAUUCAAAUGCUAAAAGAAUGAAAAGAAGCAUCAUAAAAGCACCUUACAGAGGGUUGCCUUCGCUAGACUAUCUAGGUGCCGAACUUUUUAACAAAUACAUUAAACUAAAACCUCCUCUUAAAAAUAAUAGUAGACAACAUUCUCAGUCGACAGAAUCUACUGGCAAUUUUACAGCUAAAACAGUCGAUGAAGAUAGCGAAUACUUUUUUGAUACUUUGGAAGAUCAACUCAAUUUCGGGAAACUCGAUAUGACUCAUGAUAUUCUCAACGGUCCUACGAUUGAGGAUAAUGAAGACAGUGGAAAUUUACAGAGUCAGCAUCUACAAGAACAUAACUUAAAGCUUACUCACAAAUUUAUUGACGUCUUUCCGACUGAAAAUAAAAUAAAAAUCAAUAUUUCAGAGCUAUCUAAAACGUUCUCAGAAGUAAUACCGAUAAAUAAAAUGGACGAUGGUCGUCCUAGAGCAACAACAGACAAAUACAAGCUGUCCUACUCUCCCUUGGUGCAUAACAACUUGCUGUAUCAUUCCAAAUCUGAUAAAAAACAAGAAGGAAUCGGCAAAGAAAAAAAUACAGCGGCCGACUCAUACAAACAGAGCAAAGGAAAUGGUGACUUCAUCGAUCAGUCAGAUUCAAAGCAGAGUAACAAAAAUUACUUUGAUUAUGAUUUAUAUACAAAUCCAAAAAAAGUAGAUGUAACAACAAAAUCAUCGAAAUAUGACUUUAUAUUGGAUGAAAUGACUUCUAACAAAAUAAAGGAUAAAAGAAAUGGCAAACAUGAUAUAUCAUCACAACGAUUAAAAGUAUUUGGAAACUCUGGUUUUUAUUCUAAGAAUAUACAAGAAUUUAUAAAAGAAAGAGGUGUUGAGCAUCGUGGACCAAGGAGACGACGUAAACGCAAGAGACGACAGAUGAUACCCGACCAAGAAAGUAGAGUUGCCGAACCGCGCUCCGCGAUGGAUUUGAUGUCAGGCGAUCGUAUCAGGAGAAUACCGAGCGCUGAUGGAGACCGCAACGAAGUAACAGAUUCAAAAACAUCGCAAAAAACAACAAUGGAGCCGAGGAGGGGUACUAUAAUAUACGAUCUAAAACAGUUGAGUCGUCCGCGUGCCAUUACUAUGAAAACGCGUCGUGGACCCUUUAAAAAAGGCACGUCAGUAUUCGCAAUGGAGCAGAAUCAGAUUGAGGUGUCGAUCAAUGAUUCCGUUCCAAUCAUCAUCCCCUCGACCACUGCCAGGAGAUCAAUGGUCACCACAACCCCCACAGCCACCACAAAGAGCACGGUGACUGUUUCUCUGAAGUCGAGCCGCUCUACAACUACGGCCGCACCAAAAAUUACAACAUUGUGCAAGAGUCCUUAUACAACGAAGCGCGGAGAUAAACCUACAACCCCAUCCACAAAUGCGACAACAACAACGGAGAAACCAGUGAAGGUUACUGAAUGCACCAGUGGUCAUACACAACCUAACGUUGCGAAAGAAAAAUUAACGAAAACCACUACACCUGUUACAACGCGCACAAAACUAAAUCCUAAACAAACAUUUAAAACUAAAACCAGCGAUCAUCGUUUCGUCAUAAUAACAACGAAAAUAUUCUCAAAAAAGAUUGAAAACAAACAGUACAAUGAUGGUCUGGUAACAAACGCAUUACCGCUACCAACGAUAUCGAUGGCUAAGUUGUCAAAUGAGAACGUAACCACCGCCGCUGCUGAAGUGGUCAAGACGAAGAAAAGUAGCUGCUCAACGAUCAACUCGACCCUGCCUUCGUUAAAGAUAACCGUAGCCACCUCGCCGACCGUACCCACAUUGACCUCGAGCACCACCACAGAGAGCCCGCCUAAGACCAGCUCUACGCCUUUCACAACAGAUGAUUUGAAAGAAUUAGAUGAGGAGAGUUUAUAUAUAACUAGCAAUUAUUAUGAUUACCACACAGCAGACAUGGAUUACAACGAAGAUGAAAAUAAAUUUGACACAACAACAAAAAUAAGAAAUAAUACAACAAAUAAGCAUUUGAAACGCGAUAUAAAAUCACAGAAUACUUUUACUGCCAAAGACGUUGCAGCCAUCGAAGUUAUUGUAGAUUUAAUGCGGAAGAAUCGAAACCUAAAUGAGAACGAAAUAGUUGGGGCGUUCAAUGAAAUCGCAAAUAAAUCAACGAUUGCGGAACAAUCAACAAAAGCAACUCAAGCUUAUAUGAAAUCCAGUGAUGGCAUCAGUAAUUCUAUUCAAGUCCACAUUGCUAUCCCGUGCAACAUAUCAAUAGAUAAAAGGAGAUCAUUAAGUGAACCAGUCCGAAUCAGGAAAGUGUUUACAGCCAGAUUAUCCACACCUGUCGACAUUGAGUACCAAAUACACUCAGUGGAGGAUGUAGACCCAGUGCCUACUGAAGCUGCAUUUGUUAUUCCUGCAAAAAAUAUAACAUGCAAUACAAACACUUCAGACGUACCAAAUGCGAAUAACUUAAAAAAUUGCACGUUCACUGUUAUAAAUGAAAUAACACAGAGAGCAGAAAAACUAUCUCCCGGAUUGUAUGUGCUUGUAGAAAAUCAAUCAAUUCCAGAUGGUCAAUUUAUUUUAAAACCCGUCGAUAGUAAACUUUUGUCUGAUUACAAAAUUAAAGAUAACGUAAUGGUGACGCCGAAAGCAAUAACCUCAGCUAACCCAAAUAAUUUGAGUAAGGUGACGUUGAGUAAAGAUUUUAUAGCAGUUAUCAACAAACAUCUGAUAGAACUGUAUCAAUACUUAAUGACCACAAAAGAACAUAAAAGAAAACUAAGAAGAGUCGAUGAUGUGAAACUGAAGCGAAGCGCGACAAUUAAUCGCCUUAGACACAGAAGGGAAAUAAAUUGGGAUACUAUAAAAAAAUACAUAGGUCAUGAUAAAGUUUGUCACUGUCAUUGCAAACCAAAUCGUACGAUGUGUCGCGCGUGCGCAGCAAGCGAUGCCGUUAUUUCCGAAUUAAUAUUUGAAUUAGAUAACUUGGCACAAUAUAUGAAUGAUCAUUGUACUGAAAUUCAAACUUACUUUUGGGUAAAUCCCAGCGGUGGCAGAAAGCUAAGAGAUGCUGUGCAUAGAAUAGACAAAACUUUAUAUGACUAUUUCAAAAGAGUGUCUGGAAAAUGUAAAGGUCGCCCUUGCAAAGUGUUCAUGUACAUGGAUAAACGUGACUAUGUAAAUCCCGAUAACAAAAGUAAUUACAUUGGUGAGCCUUUGAUACAUGAUGUAGAAAAAUUAGCAGACCAUUUAGAAAAGGCUUUAAGAUUUAACAUAGGCGAUGAGAAUCUUUUAGACAGCGGCACUAAAUGUCUUGAUGUUAUUACAAAAUGCAUGCAUUUAAAAUCAUUCAAUAAAAGAGCUAACGAAGGUGAAACUAGACGUAUUAAAAAUGUGUACUCGUUAGAUAAUGUUAAUGUAAACAUUAUUUGUAAAUCUGACAAAUUAGAGAGUACGCAGAAAAAUCUAUUUGACUCAACAAUAGCGAGUCCGCCAUAUUUAGCUGCAUCGUCUGGCAUGUUUUAUUACGAUGACACGGGAGAUUAUAUUAAAGAUGAAGUUAAGAAAAAGGGAAUUAAAUCUCUUCUAAUGCUUAGAGGUUAUCCGAAGAAAAAGAGGAAGGAUAAAAGUCAUUGGUUUCCAUAUAAUGUUACACCUUCCAUUGGAAAUAUAGCUAAGAAAAAUGUAAAAAAAAGACAUGUGUCAAACAAUUACCAAAUCGAAUCACCACUGAACGAAGAGGGAAUCGAAUCAAAGUGGUACAAUUUUUUGAAAGCUAAAAAAUAUCGAGAUCAAUUAAUAGACGAAACUACUAACGUAGAUGACAAUUUCAAAUAUAUAGCGAAUGAUAAUAACACGGAAAAUGCUACCACAACAACUGUUGAAAAUUCUAACAAAUACGACAGCUUCGAUCCAGACGACGCCACCGUACAAAGCAUCGAUCAAUAUUACAGCAUCGCCGCUUAUACUCUUUAUAAAAAAGUACUAUCAGAUGUGACACACCCAAAAAAAAGAAUGAAAAUGAAUUCGAUACAACCCCUCAAAUCUAAAAUAAAGGUCUCGCCAUCUCAUCCCGGAAUAAACGAUUUUACACCGUACAACGCAAUAAAACCUUCCAGUGCCAAAGUUAGGACAAUUCAAAAUAAGAAAACUACUCGUAUGCAAAACGCUGCUACGACAAAAUACCACAACAAAAACCUCCACGCAAAUAGUAGAAAUAUUACAAAAGACGCUAAUUUAAUUUCAGUUACAAAUGCUGUGAAUAAUUACGAGGAAAAUUUACGUAAAAAUUUACAGAAGUAUAGCUUUAGCAGGCUCAAAGAAUCUACAAUUAAUUACUUAGACGCAUCAAACAGUACCCGCAAUCUUGUAAGUACCGCGACUACUCCGAUCCCGGGCCACAAACAGACCACUGCCACAAAUACCAUUACUAUAAGAAGUUCUUUUACUAAGAAAAGACCAGCAAUGAAGUCACAUAAACUUAACAAUAAAGAUGACGUCACAAUACGCGGUCCAGCCAGCAGCACUAACAUACCUUCGACCCCUAAACGAAAUUUAGUUAAAGUGCCUCUGAAAAACACUCUGUCAAAGGACGAAUUGUUGUUCGGCGGAACUACUGUGAAUGCCGUCACUAAAGAUAAUAAAGAACUACUUUUGUCUAUUCUUGAUUUCGAGACAAAUAAACUUAACGAAGAGUGGCAAAGAAUUGCUUUGAGAAAAACAGCUGAGGACUACGUGGAUGACGAUGCACAAUCCUUUAUUAAGCUUCAUUCGGAGGUUUUCAUGUCUAAUGAGAAACCCCAACAGCAUAAAGAACCAGAUCGCAAAUGUGAUCACAAAGAGGUUGAUCGUAAAGAAGGUAAGUCGGUGACCGCUUUGAACAUGGGCCACGGUGUUGUGCCUGACAAGAGUCCAUAUAACAAGCACAACCACGUGGAGCACAAGCCACAACUGGUGACGAAGACAACGCCGGCGGUCAAGCACCACAAGCCGCCGGCGAGUCCAGCGACCGACACCUACUAUGACAUACGAAAGGACCUGCCCGCCAUAGAACUGCAGCCGCCGCCCGACGCAUACCAUACAAAACCAAGUCACGGCUUGUUGGACAAGUUCCUCGAUAAAUUCAAAUUUAAAAUGCUUCCCGGGAGCAAAAAGGAAAAGGUAGCCAAAACUCACCAAAACGGACCGAAAGGGCGGGCUUUAAAGAGAAAGUUGGAUCACGGGAAGCGGGGACAAAGCAAAGCGACUGUUGAAAAUAACUCGGAGGCAGAGAAUAACACCAAUCCCGCAACAGAGACGACAUGCCCACCAGAGUCUCCGUGUGACAACAUCGAAGACAAGAAAGUACCCCAGGCCCCGGUCAAUAACACGGCUACCAGUGCAGCGGCUAAUGCCAAGAAUGCAAACAAACAACCACAACAUGGACCUAAAAUGAACGAAAAUCUUAAGAAAACUAAAAGCCAUGGUGAAGCAGAGGUCCAUGAGCCGAGCUGCGUGCGGGGGCCUCUCUGCGACAUCGACGCGACUAUCAUUCAUGUCAUCGACAUGUACAAGAAGCUGCCGGCGGCCGCUUUCAGAUCUUUCGUCAAGAAUAUUACUUGUUAUGCAUACAAGGAGCUACCGCAGAUCUUCCAAAUACGAGACACCACAAAGACGAAGAAGUCCAGACACGGGAACGAGCAGGGCAGCAAGAUCUGGCGUUGGAACUGGGUGCGCGGCAAGAGGUCGACAGAAAACGACGACAACUUUGCAGACAUCUCUAAUAGAAAUGAUGUCGAUUAUGACUACAUCGAUGAUGAUAAUAAUAACAUUGUUGAAAGCAAAUACCCAUCAGAGAAGAUACAGUACGUCCUAGGAAAUGAUAAGGAGGACUAUGACAAACUGUAUCUGGGCACAGACGGAGUAUACAGAGGGAGAGAGAACGAGAGAAGAAAGAGGAAAACGAUAGACAUGACGAGUGUAGUGAACGGCUUGACGAACUUACCUCCAUUGCGAGAGUUAGUGGAUGAGAUAUUCGUGAUCCGGGGCAAAUCUAUAUCGAUUUUCUGCAACGUGUCGGGCACGCCCGUGUACUCGGUGUCAAACUUGACGAAUAUGUUCCGCUACACGUGGACCGCGGAGAGGAAGUCCAUGCUCAACGCGCCCAACCUCAAGGUGGUCGGACCAUCGCUGGUGCUCAGCGCCAUCGAGCCCAGGAAUUUCGGGACGUACACCUGCUCGCAGGAUAAGAUCGUGGCGCGCAGUGUGAGAGUGAAUGUCAUAGAGAUACCUGAUUUCAACAUUGUGUUUACACCGCUUUACAAGUGCCUCGGCGAGUGUACUUAUGAGGACCUUGAGAAUAUACAGAACUUGGGCGUGGCGAUACAGAAGUCUUCGAACUGUUGUGGCAUCGUGUCAAGCUCCGCCCGCGUCGAUCAUCCUAUAUCACUAUCCGAUCAGCAAAACGAGGACCUACUUAAGCCAACUGUGGUGAUAACGGCAGUGGCGCCGGCGGGUAUCGAGUGCGGGCCAGAAUGCCGGCGCGACCUCACGUGCUCCAUCGCGCUGCUGUGGGCCAGCAAUGCGCCAGCACUUACCACCGUCAAAGUUGUAAUAAUUUACGACAAGUUUAACAACACACUGACCCCAGUGGAUAACAACCUGCCCAAGAUGUCGAUAUCGAAGAAACUGAAAACUAAAGACUCGAACGGUCACCGGGAGUACCAGGUGCUGUCGCGGUCCAUGUCCCCCGGCGACGUGGACGUGGUGGUGGCAUGCCCCGCCGGGUACUACCUGCUCACUGACCAGAAGAUUUGUGCGGUGUGCCCAGCCAACACGUGCGCGGCGGCGGGCGAGAACACGUGCUCGCCGUGCCCGCGCGGCACGCACGCGGAGCCCGGCGCCGCCGCCUGCCGCCUCGGCCUCAGUCGCCUGCACAGAACCCAGUAUUUCAGUCACAGGGGUGGCAGUGGUGGCAGCGAGGUGCGGGGUGGCGCGCCUGCCCGUGGCGCUGGUGGCAGUGGGGUGUGGCUGCAUGUGGCCUGCUGUGCGCUGGCUGCGCUUGCGCUGCGGCGGGGGGUCUGAGUGCGCGCCGCCAAGCCCCCUGCGUCCCACCCACCGCCGCGCCCGCGCCCGCCGCGCCCCCCGCGCCCGGUGCGGUCCCGCGACAUCACCACUAUUGUACUUACGUUGCUUUAAACUCUCAACGCUCAGAGGACGGCCUAUCGGAAAACCACUGCGGGCGAAAAUGCUCGCUUACCAGUUAUUUAACCGAGCGAUGUUGCGGCGGCCUGCGCCGGCUGCGGCGGCCGCUGUCCCCGUCGCGCGUCAUACUAGAACGACUCUACAAGCGAUCCCAAUCUUCGUCCAGAGCGACUGAUUCUCAAGACACAAAGUUUGUGAUAACAGAAAGUAUGAUGUCCGAGGUAGUUCCACCUCCCCUGCCACCUAUAGAUUUCGAGUGAUACAAUUCCAGGGAUCAUCUCUUACUUGUCGCUAUUUUAAAAUGAUCAUUUAUUGUACAGUGACAAACAGUUUCUCUCACAUAAAUUUCUAGGAAAUAAUAAUUGUGAUCGAAUAAAAAUUAAAGUUGACAGAUAAUACUCAACCAAUGUAUUCAAUAUACGAUAUUCACUCAAUAUUGUUUAUAAUUCAAGUAGGAAAAUGAAAGACAAAGUCUUUCUAGAAUUGUGGUCACCCUACAGAUGCUGAAAACAAUAGAAAUAGUUUUUUUUUUUAAAUUUGAACGAACACUAGUCCGGAUUAUUUGUUGAUACAUACGGAUCGUGCAACGUGUUUUUCUUUUUCUAAAGAGUUUAUCGAUGUUAUAUAAUGUUGUCUUUCUAAGCGUAUUUUGUGGUUACUUUUAGAUAUCGUGUAUUUAAGGAGGCAUUUAGAUAGGUACCUAUUUGCUAAGAGUUAUUAUUUGUGUACUAACACUGUUACUUAUGUUUGGCUUAAGUUUAAAUAAAGUACAGUGAUGCGGU
This is a messenger RNA of Papilio xuthus (Asian swallowtail), 12736 nucleotides long. RefSeq lists its product as uncharacterized. NCBI's taxonomy places the organism in Eukaryota, Metazoa, Arthropoda, Insecta, Lepidoptera, Papilionidae. The coding region runs from base 129 to 11834 and encodes 3901 amino acids. The record is from RefSeq and is a predicted model, not a curated record. The transcript is spliced from 31 exons.